This is a messenger RNA of Apodemus sylvaticus (European woodmouse), 1803 nucleotides long. It is a transcript of the gene Adgrf2, whose product is annotated as adhesion G protein-coupled receptor F2. Lineage: Eukaryota; Metazoa; Chordata; Mammalia; Rodentia; Muridae. Gene Ontology annotation, cellular component: membrane. The record is from RefSeq and is a predicted model, not a curated record. Gene Ontology annotation, biological process: cell surface receptor signaling pathway; G protein-coupled receptor signaling pathway. Gene Ontology annotation, molecular function: G protein-coupled receptor activity. Bases 1 to 1803 code for a protein of 600 amino acids. The transcript has 5 exons.
AUGUCCAGGCCACAUGAUGUCUGUGAUGGUGACUGUAAGAACAAUGCCACCCCCUGCUUUCAGUCUUGCCCUCCAAACAGCGAGGGCAACAUGAAAUUUGCCUGUAAGGCCAAGAAAUGGCACAAAGUCACUGAGACCUGCCACACUCUCAAUACCUACAGCAUCUUCGAGGAGGAUAAGGAAUUGUAUUCAGUUCAACCAUCUGAAUCAACCAUACGUACACACAUGUUUCAUAAGGAACUUAAAACCAUAACGGAUAUGUUGAUGGAAAAGUGUCCAAAGGAUUUGGCUUGUGUGAUCAGAGGCAUUGAGAAAUCUCCUUGGAUACCAGGGAACAUUGCCGUGGUGGUACAGCUCUUACAUAACAUCUCAACGACUCUGACCAAAGGGGUCGAUGAGGAAAAGAUGCAGAGUUACAGCGCCAUGGCUAACCACAUUCUCAACAGCAAAAGCAUAUCAAAUUGGACCUUCGUCCAAGACAGGAACAGCAGCUGUGUCUUGCUUCAGUCAAUCAAUUCCUUCGCAAGCAAGAUCUUUAUGAAGGAGCAUCUCAUCAACAUAUCACAGGUCUUUAUUCAUACCAUGGGUACCGUCGUGUCCAGGGGCAGCCUCGGGAAGAAUUUCACGUUCUCAAUGCGAAUUAACGAUACGAGUGAUAGGGUCACGGGGAAGGUCCUGCUCACCCCCGAGGAGCUUCAGAAGGUGCCUUCUGCCGUCCAGGUCAUUAGCAUUGCGUUCCCAACUCUUGGGGCCAUCCUGGAGGCCAGUCUUUUGGAAAAUAUGACCGUGAAUGGGCUCGUCCUGUCUGUCAUUUUGCCCAAGGAGCUUAAAAACAUCUCACUGAUAUUUGAAAAGAUCAGAAAAUCCGGAGAGAGGAAGUCCCAGUGCGUGGGGUGGCACUCCCUGGAGAGUAGAUGGGACCGGAGCGCCUGUAAAAUGAUUCAAGAAAACUCACGGCAAGCUCUUUGCCGUUGUCGGCGGGAUAAGUUAUUUACCUCUUUCUCCAUUCUAAUGUCUCCCAACACCUUGGAAAACCCGGUUCUGACUUAUAUCACAUACAUAGGCCUGGGCGUUUCCAUCUGCAGCUUGAUCAUCUGCCUGGCCAUUGAGGCCUUAGUCUGGAGUCAAGUGACGAAGACAGAGAUCUCCUAUUUACGUCACCUGUGCAUCGCUAACAUCGCAGCCACCUUGCUGAUGGCUGACAUGUGGUUCAUCGUGGCUUCCUUCCUCAGUGGCCCAGUGUUACACCACAGUGGAUGUGUGGCCGCAACGUUUUUCGUUCACUUCUUUUAUCUGUCUGUGUUUUUCUGGAUGCUUGCCAAGGCUCUCCUUAUCCUCUAUGGAAUUCUCAUCGUGUUCCACACCCUGCCCAAGUCGUGUCUGGUGGCCUCUCUGUUUUCCGUGGGCUAUGGGUGCCCUUUGGUCAUUGCCGUCAUCACGCUCGCUGUUACGGAGCCUGGAAAGGGCUACCUCCGGCCUGAGGCCUGCUGGCUUAACUGGGACAUGACUAAGGCUCUCCUGGCUUUUGUAGUCCCAGCUCUGGCAAUUGUCGUAGUAAACCUGAUUACAGUCACACUGGUCAUCCUCAAGACCCAGAGAGCCGCCAUCGGCAGUUCCAUGUUCCAGGAGGUCAGAGCUAUCGUGAGGAUCUGUAAGAACAUUGCCAUCCUCACGCCGCUGCUGGGGCUGACCUGGGGAUUUGGAAUAGCCACCGUCAUUGAUGGUCGCUCCCUGGCCUUCCACAUUAUCUUCUCCUUACUCAAUGCUCUACAGGUAAGUCCAGAUGCUUCAAGGCAAAGCUAG